Messenger RNA from Metarhizium acridum CQMa 102, 3204 nucleotides. Lineage: Eukaryota; Fungi; Ascomycota; Sordariomycetes; Hypocreales; Clavicipitaceae. The record is from RefSeq and is a predicted model, not a curated record.
AUGGGAUUUCUAGGUGUGUACACAACGAUUUACGAUUAUGAACCACGAGCCGAAGGCGAGCUGGCCAUUGCCGAAGGUGAUGUGCUCUAUGUACUGGAGAAGGGUGAAGAUGAUGGAUGGUGGAAGGCCAAGAAAAAGGCUGGUGCGGAGGAUGAAGAUGAGCCGGUUGGUUUAGUACCAAAUAAUUACGUGGAGGAGGCUCCGAUUGUCAGCCAUGCCCGCGCUAUUUACGAAUAUACCCGCCAGACAGAUGAAGAACUUUCUUUUCCCGAAGAAGCCGUACUGCAAGUGUUCGACACGUCCGACCCUGACUGGAUACUUGUUGGUCUUGACGGCGAGUAUGGGUUCGUUCCAUCAAACUACAUUGAAAUGCAAGAAGAGAGCACAACCCAAGACUCUCUAAGCUUGCCUGCGCCACCCGCAUUGCCAGUAAGGCCGCAUUCGGUUGCCGCACCGAAAGAAUCACCGUCCAACACAACUUCAUCCCUAUCGACAUCGGCGGCUGCUUUAGCAACCGUUAUUCAAGGAAAAGCCGGGGCGUCGACGCAGAACCCAUCCUCACCGCCUACACAACAGCCGACAGGACACCAGACGCAACAUGACGAGUCUCGCCCGUCAGAGGAUCGUGAGGAUAACCCCGAGCCUCGUUCUCCGGCGUUGCCUUCCCGUCCCCGACCCACAAGCACAAUUGAUCACGCCCCUGAGCGCUCAUCUUCUCGACUGGAGGCACGCGAGGCUCAGCUGACAGAGGAACCAUAUCGAACACCUGGGGGGUUCCACAUGUACAAUAUCAAUGAAAUGGUGUCUGUGAUGGGCAAACGGAAGAAGAUGCCUACAACCUUGGGCAUUAAUUUAGGCACAGGCACGAUUCUCAUUGCUCCUGAACGUGCUGAAGACGACCCUCCACAAGAGUGGACUGCAGAAAGGAUGACGCAUUACUCCAGGGAAGGCAAGCACGUUUUCAUGGAACUCGUCCGUCCCAGUAAAAGCAUUGACUUCCACGCUGGCGCCAAAGAUACAGCGGAAGAAAUUGUGGCAGCUCUAGGAGAACUCUCUGGUGCAGUGCGUGCUGAAGGUUUACGAGAGGUUAUUAUGGCGAGCUCGCAACGCAGACAACGCAAAGGACAUGUUCUGUACGAUUUUAUGGCACAGGGGGAUGAUGAAGUUACUGUUGCAGCCGGUGAUGACGUUGUAAUCAUUGAUGAUUCCAAGAGUGAAGAUUGGUGGCAGGUCCGACGAGUGAAGAAUGGCAAAGAAGGCGUCGUACCCAGCAGCUAUAUCGAAAUAUCCGGAACUAUAUCUCCACCGCCUUCAAGCAAUUCCGGGAUCGACUCUGCUAGGGCAACUGUAGAGCAAAACCGGCUCGAAGAGAUCAGGUUAACCAAAGAGGCCAUAAGAGCAAGCAAGGAGCCUCAGCAGGUAGGGCAUGGGACGCCUCUCCCUGAAAGAGGUAGCAGCCUUAUAGCCGGAGAAAAUGAGCCUGACACUUCCAAGUUACGAACAUGGACCGAUAGAUCAGGUUCCUUCAGCGUUGAGGCACAGUUUCUCGGGCUCAAAGACGGGAAGAUUCACUUACAUAAAAUGAACGGAGUCAAAAUUGCGGUUCCGAUUGCGAAGAUGUCACGCGAGGAUCUGGAGUACGUUGAGAAUGUAACUGGCAUUUCUUUGGAUGACGACAAACCAUUAGCGGAUGUUAAAAGGACGAAAUUGAUGGACAGGCGGCCUGCCGAGGUCGGCGCGUCAGUUAGCAAGAAUCCCAAGCCAGAGUAUGACUGGUUUCAAUUUUUUCUUUCUUGCGACGUUCCAGUUGGAUUAUGCGAACGAUACGCCCAAGCCUUUACAAAGGAUUCCAUGGAUGAAAGUGUACUUCCCGACGUUAACGCCACCAUCCUUCGGACGCUCGGUCUGAGGGAAGGAGACAUAAUCAAAGUCAUGCGCACAUUAGACACAAAGUUUGGCCGCGAGCGUAACGUUCAAGACCCCGAAGCAAAUGCCGGGGGGCUCUUCUCUGGCCCGGGCGGGGCUCUUCGAAACAAUACUAGAAAGGGACGACCUGCGCCGGCGGUGCAAACAAGCGACGUGGUAGAUGCUGCUGCCUUCUCCAAGGAUGACGUUGGAUUGCCUGGUCCUAGUUCUAAGAAUGCUGCAUCUCCUUCUGGGACUAGCCCUACCAGAACUGACAACCAAAAAAGUGGUUUUGAUGAUGAUGCCUGGGACGUGAAGCCCAGUAGUAUUCCUGCAGGCACCACAGACAAACCAGCAAAGCCUCUUGCUGCAGCACCUGCAAUGCAGCCAACAACAGCCUCAAACUCAGCUAUUGCGCUGGCUGGCUCAAUGAAGGAGUUGUCGCUAUUGACAGAGCCCCUUCAGCCAAGCAAGGUGGAAGCAGUAUCUGCUGCAGAGCCACGCCAACCAGGAGAGCAGCAGGAGGAAUCGUCAGUACGGAAUCUUCCUAGCGUGAGUCCGGCAUUUUUCUCAAAUGUGCCCAGCUCUAACAGAACCGGCCCUCUUGCCUCGCAAGCUAUUGCUGGGAUAUCUCCAAAGCCUGUUGCGAGACAGCGACCUGCACCCCCAUCAAUAUCACCAAGCCAGACCUCUUUGGUGUCGCCGCCACCGCAAAGGCCGUUAUCAGCACCUCACUCGGCCCAGUCAGUUACUUUCCCGCCUCCAGCCUUGGCACCUCAGAUGACUAGCUCUGUUCAAGGACAAGUAGCACCUCCAGGCCAAAGCCUCGGCGAUAUUGCCCAAGCCAGGUUCCAACAACAGUACACCUCCCAGUUUCAACAGUUACAGCCUGCAAUGAAUAGCUAUAUCAGCGUCCAGCCGCCGGGCAUAACAUCCUUCUCCGCCGGCAUUCCAGGGCAGCAACCAUUUAUGCAUUCUAUGAUGACAGGCGUUUCUGGGAAUCUCAAUCGGCAAGCUCAAUUUGCGCCAAUUCAAACGCAACCGACAGGGUACCAAGCAUCAUUCCCAUCUUCAAUUUCCGGAUUUCCACAAGUAUGGCAGGUGGCAGUAGCUUCUCCCAACCAUUGCAGCCACAAAAAACAGGGCCUCCGCCUCCGGUUCGCUUCGGAAUCUCUUCAGAUCCGAAAAAGCUCACCCCCCACCAAACUGGUAGACGAGCUAACUUAUCUCAAGCAAUGCUGGUCCCUGGAGCAGCUCAUUCAGCCAGAUCAUGCCAGAAAACCGCAACAGACCAAGUAA